Kwoniella shivajii is the source of this 1632-nucleotide messenger RNA. RefSeq lists its product as uncharacterized. Gene Ontology annotation, biological process: regulation of DNA-templated transcription; DNA-templated transcription. NCBI's taxonomy places the organism in Eukaryota, Fungi, Basidiomycota, Tremellomycetes, Tremellales, Cryptococcaceae. The record is from RefSeq and is a predicted model, not a curated record. The coding region runs from base 1 to 1632 and encodes 543 amino acids. The transcript has 19 exons. Gene Ontology annotation, molecular function: zinc ion binding; DNA binding; DNA-binding transcription factor activity, RNA polymerase II-specific.
AUGUCAUCUCAAGCUCCAUCAACCCAUGUAGUUGCUAAGAAAUUAAAUAGUUGUGAUGCAUGUCGAUCACGUAAGAUACGAUGCGACCGCAUCAUCUUGAGCGAGACAGCUUCAGAACAAACAAUGCCUGCACAGCCUCCACCGUGUAAACAAUGCGGAAAUCUAGGAAUAGAAUGUACAACUACCUGGAGACCCAAAAGACGUGGGCCACCGAGUGAAUACCUGAAGAAACGACUGAGUGUUGCCAGUCCGCCAUCUGUAAAUCUUCCUUCGUCGUCGCUUCUGUAUAAAAGGGAAGGACUGAUUACUUCGCCUACAACAUUUACUUCGUCGUCUCCGAUAUCCCCUUUAUCAUCUCAUAUGAAUCCAUGUACAUUUUCUCUCUUCUUCGAUUAUGUACAUCCUUUGACUCCUUGUUUACACCGUCCUACAUUCCUGAUGGAAGUAGAACAUCGAAGGGAUGAGAAGGAUCCCGUAUUCUUGGCAUUGGUUCUGAGCGUGCUAGCUUCUGCUAUCGUCCAGAUCCCAAAAGCUUUGCUUCCGCCGAUCAACAAUGUCCCCGCCCGUGAGAUGGCAGACAGGUGUUAUCAAGUAUCUCGUUUAGUCUCCCUCAACGCAUAUGAUCCACCCACUAUAGAACUUGUGAUUACUAGAUUCUUGGAUGCGGUGUAUCAUUUGGUAUCUGGCCGAUUAGGUGCACAAGCGGCCUGCCUGGGUGAAGCUUUACAGCUUGGUGUAUCGCUGGGCCUACACAGAGAAGCUAGCUACAUCAAUCUAGAUCCAAUCAGUGCAGAAGUAAGACGCAGAAUGUUUGGUCUGAUAUUUACAUCCGAUAAAUCCGCAGCUUGCCUCAGGGAUCGACCUAUAUUCUUAGCUGCUGAUGAAUGCGAUACCAUGAUGCCAAGAGAAGUCGAUGAUGAGUACAUCACCAGAACGGAGUAUCUGGAUUUCCCUAUGCACGCUACCUCCACUAUCGCUGGUUUCAAAAUCAUUGGAGAUGCCCUCACUCUUAGACGAAGCGUUAGGAGGGAAAGCCCGUUAUCACCAGAAAAUGUUUUAGCAUACUUGCGGCGAAUCGACUUAAUAUCCGGUGAACUUGCGAAAGUUCUCUUGGAUAUCCCUUCAGAUCUCGCGUUGAAUGAGACUCCUGCCCCGUUAGAAAUACCGGACACGAAUCAAGAAUGGGGACAAGAUAUUUUAGCUCAACUUGACCUGUAUUUUACACAAGCGUAUCAGACCCGCUCGAUGGCCAAAGAGUCUUUCCUUGUGUUGAAGGGCAACAUUUACAUCACUCAUGCUCUGGCGAGAUACGUUCUGCUAAAGUGUAGAGACGAAGUCGUCGAGUUAGUUCAUCCGUCCGGUGAAGCAUCUACAACAGUUACUGUAAAGAUGGUAUCGCUCUUCACCGAUGGAAAGGAUAAAUAUGAGAACAUCGUCCUGGAUCUACUGAAAGCACUCCACAAUAUACCAAUUCAGAAUCUGGCUGUUAACGGUCCAUCCUUGGUGAACAAGGUGCGAUACGUAGCUGUAUCACUCUUGGAUGCGUUAGAUGCUAGCAAUCCCGUUAGCGCAGAAGGGGCAUAUCUACUCGACUUCUUGGGAAUACUUUCUGAAAUCGAGCAGAUUCUGUGA